AUGGAUCCGUCGCUUCGUUCGCACUAUCUUGCAGACAAUCCUCCCACCGUCGUCAGAUUGGAGAUCGCCCCCCACUUCGCUGCUCUGUCGCCCAAACAGAAGCGGUAUGCUCAUCAUCUGAGUCGUGCUUCUUUCCACGGCACUCGAGUAACGCUUGCACAAGUGUCCCCGGAAUCCCCCGCCAUCUACGAUCUCAUACUUGCCCUGCAUCGCGCUUGCACUGGCGAUUACAAGAAACUCUCUACCGAUACCUCGGUCUCGUCCUCCGACAUCACGCUAUGGCUCGAGUAUGCCGCCCAAUUCUUAGGAAAUUUAGGCAAUUACAAGGGAUUUGGGGACUCUAAAUUCAUACCGAGAAUUUCACCCGAAGACCUGAAGAAGCUCUGUGACGUUAACGAUGAGUGCAAAAGUCUCCAUGAAAAAGCCACAAAGACGGGAGGAGGGAUAUAUGAGACCAAGAAUGCUGCUCUUAUGCACCUCGGAUAUCCAGAAGCGGGCCAUAUGACAGCAUAUUACCCGAAUUCACCAACCGUAACAAAAGAGGAAAUUUCUAUUGUGGGGGAUGUGCUCGAAGAGAAGAAACUGCUGAUAGAGAACACCAGACUGCGGAAGCUGGAUUCUGGGGAUUUCGAGUUGCUCAUUGCGUCUGGGGUCUCAAACCCGCCUGCGUCGGAGCGUGAUCUUGGUGACGUCUCAUCAAUUGACUUGACAGGGAAGCUUGCUGACAAAAAGUUACAUCUUCGUUUCGGCGAUUAUCAAGAAGAGAUGGCCAAGAUCGCCCUCGAAAUCAAGAAAGCAAGAAAAGAUGCUGCCAAUGAGGUUGAGGAAAAGAUGCUUGACGAGUAUGCCAGGUCGUUUGGAACUGGCAGCAUUCAAGGAUUUGUGGAAUCGCAGCGUUACUGGAUCAAAAACAAAAAGCCCAUGGUUGAGACUGACAUAGGAUUCGUCGAGACUUAUCGGGACCCUCAAGGCGUUCGUGGUGAAUGGGAAGGUUUCGUUGCUAUGGUGAACCAAGAAAGGACACGUGCUUUUGGCAAACUUGUCGACGCAGCACCAAGCAUGAUUCCGAAGCUACCGUGGAGCAAGGAAUUCGAGAAAGACAAGUUCUUGAGCCCGGAUUUUACUUCUUUGGAGGUCCUGACCUUCGCUGGUAGCGGCAUACCGGCAGGCAUCAACAUUCCGAACUAUGAUUUCAUCAGGCAGAACGAGGGUUUCAAGAAUGUGAGCCUUGGAAACGUCCUUAGCGCCAAAGCUCCCAAUGAGCCGAUCCAGUUCAUUCGGAAAGAAGAUGACCAGCUCUUCCGUAAGUACCGUGACCCUGCUUUUGAAAUCCAGGUCGGCAUUCACGAGCUUCUGGGUCACGGUUGCGGCAAGUUACUCCAGGAAACGGCUCCUGGCGAGUACAACUUCGACAUCAAGCAUCCACCCAUGAGCCCCAUCACGAAGAAGCCAAUCCUCUCAUACUACAAGCCCGGUCAAACCUGGUCCAGCGUCUUUGGUUCAAUUGCUUCGUCGUACGAAGAGUGCCGCGCCGAAUGCGUUGCCAUGGCUCUCUCCUGCGACUUUGGGAUUCUCGAAAUAUUUGGAUUCGGUGACGGCAAGGAAGACAUCAGCAAUGAAGCUGGAGACGUCCUGUACGCGGCGUAUCUCCAAAUGGCACGUGCCGGAGUGGCGGCAUUAGAAUUUUGGGACCCAAAGUCUCGGAAAUGGGGCCAAGCCCACAUGCAAGCUCGCUUCUCCAUCCUCCGCACGUUCAUGGAUGGCGGCGAAAAUUUCUGCGAGCUCAAAUCUCCGAACGCUGACAUAAAGAACCCGGACGACCUCGAAAUCCAUCUUGAUCGGAACAAAAUCCUUUCUCACGGACGACCUGCAGUCGAAGCCUAUUUACAGAAACUACACAUCUACAAGUCAACCGCUGAUUUUGAAGCUGGAAAGAAGCUGUAUGACGACAUCACCAAUGUGGACGAAUGGUGGGCAGAGAAAGCGAGGCCUAUCGUGCUGAAAAAGAAAAUACCCCGCAAAGUGUUUGUGCAGGCCAACACUGUGCUGGAUGAAAACAGUGGGGACGUGAAGCUGGUAGAAUACGAACCUACGAUAGAGGGGAUGAUUCAGAGUUACGUCGAACGGAAUGUCUAA
Messenger RNA from Cladophialophora psammophila CBS 110553, 2136 nucleotides. RefSeq names its product dipeptidyl-peptidase III. The coding region runs from base 1 to 2136 and encodes 711 amino acids. NCBI's taxonomy places the organism in Eukaryota, Fungi, Ascomycota, Eurotiomycetes, Chaetothyriales, Herpotrichiellaceae. The record is from RefSeq and is a predicted model, not a curated record. The transcript has a single exon. Gene Ontology annotation, cellular component: cytoplasm. Gene Ontology annotation, molecular function: dipeptidyl-peptidase activity; metalloexopeptidase activity. Gene Ontology annotation, biological process: proteolysis.